GCUGUUAUCAUUAAAGGUACGGACGCCAACUGGUAGUUGUUAACGAAGGUUCCACAAAUAUGUUGUUUGUGUAAAAAAAAUCUGCGCAAAGUUGGCUUGCAAUGAUUUUUAGUUAUGGUUCUAUAGCUGCAUUAUGGGUAUAGAAAGUCUUACGAUAGAAUUAGAUGAUCCUGCUGGAAUUUACUUCCCUGGAGAAGAAGUGUCUGGAGUAGUUCACAUCUCAAAUGUUAACAGCAAAAUACUGAAAGGAAUAUACCUGGAAUGUCAAGGCUAUGCAAAAUUCUGUUUCAAUGAAUUAAGUAGCGAGACAUACUAUUCAGCUGAAGAAACUUAUCUAGACCUGAAAAUUCCUCUAAUUAACAAUGAAGGUAGAGAAACAUUUGAGCUUGUCAGUGGGGUUCACCAAUUUCCAUUUGCUUUUCUACUUCCAACAAAAAUUCCCUCAUCAUUUCAAACUGAGAUGUUGGAGAAAUUUGGCUAUGGCCAUGUCAAGUACUCGAUCAAAGUAGUUUUGAAAAGGUCUUCACGCCAAGCAAAUCGAGAAACCUGCUACAUUCCAUUCACUGGAGUUUUGAAGCCGUCAUGGAAACCAAAUUACGAAUAUGUGCUCGCUUUUACGGUCAAAACCAUUGUUGACUUAAAUGCAAUACCAAAAGCAGCAUUACCAACACAAGCAAUAAAAACCAAGCCCGUUUUUCGUUGGUUUUGCUGCCGGUCUGGACUUAUAACGGUAAAACUGUAUGUAGACCGUACAGGCUAUGUCGCAGGUGAAACCAUUUUCUUGCAUGCAGAUGUAGACAACCAAAGCAUGACUACAUUGCUUGGUGCAACGGUUUUUCUCAUUGAGAGCGUGGAUUUUCAUACCCACAACAAAUCCAAAACCUACGAACGCGUCUUGUGUGAACAGAAACGGCGAGGAAGAGUGUUCCAAGAAGCACCGCAAGUGUUCUCAAUCGUCGUCCCUACAAUGACACCAUCCUAUUUGCAUUUUUGCGAUAUUAUUGACGUCUCCUACAAAAUUGAGUUCCGAUUGAUAGACUCUGAAGCACUUGCACCAAAGUUAGUGGUGCCACUUGAAAUUGUGGUGGGGAAUGUUCCCUUUCGCACUAGAGCCCAACCGUCACUCAAUCUUACUGAAACUUACCAGUAAUAUACCACUUUAAUCGCCAUGAAGAAAUUUUGAUCUCUGCCCGUCUCGAAGAUCUCGUUGUCAUACCUACCAUACUAAGGAGUAUUGAAAAUCAACUCUCCUAGGCUUUAAUUUAAUUUUGUUUUUAAAGACUAUAAUUUUUGUGGUUUGGGUGUUAAUAACAACAAAAAUUGCUUGCAUUUUUCAGCCAAAAGGUUUUUGAUUUAAAAAUAUUUGCUAUUUCCCUGGAUGUCCCUUUUGUCUUGCUGUGGGCACUGAAUUAAUCUGUCUUUGACCGGUAACGCCAUCGCCAAGUAAAACUAUGUAAAAAUAAUCCAUUACUAUAUCAGUAUGUAUACUAAAAUUAUAUCAGCCUGUUAAUAUGCUGGCUUACCUAUUUUGUAACCUGACUAUAUUUGAAUUUGAGUUUUAAAUAUAUGUUUAUUGCGUCCACGUAAA
This is a messenger RNA of Daphnia carinata, 1588 nucleotides long. RefSeq names its product arrestin domain-containing protein 17-like. Gene Ontology annotation, cellular component: cytoplasm. Gene Ontology annotation, biological process: protein transport. The coding region runs from base 134 to 1150 and encodes 338 amino acids. The transcript is spliced from 7 exons. NCBI's taxonomy places the organism in Eukaryota, Metazoa, Arthropoda, Branchiopoda, Diplostraca, Daphniidae. The record is from RefSeq and is a predicted model, not a curated record.